Molecule: messenger RNA, 3695 nt
Organism: Exaiptasia diaphana
Lineage: Eukaryota; Metazoa; Cnidaria; Anthozoa; Actiniaria; Aiptasiidae
Product: octopamine receptor beta-3R
Exons: 2
Coding region: 2260-3300 (346 amino acids)
Biological process (GO): adenylate cyclase-activating adrenergic receptor signaling pathway
Cellular component (GO): membrane
Molecular function (GO): G protein-coupled receptor activity
Source: RefSeq, a predicted model, not a curated record
AUGCACGCUAUCAUGAACGUUGCGUAGUGUAAUUAUAGACGGAAUCUACCUGGCAUUCAUUUGUUAGAUACGUACGUAAGGGGUUCUUAUGCGCGCCAACGUAAACGUUGCUUUGUGUAAUUYUUAGACAUAAUCUACRUGGCAUUCCUUUGUUAGAUACGUARGUAAAGCGUUCUUAUGCGCGCUAACGUAAACGUUGCCUAGUGUACCAUACUAUUAGACGUAAUCCACUUGGCAUUGACGUUUUAUAGAUACGUAAGGGAUUCUUAUCCACGCUAACGUUACCUAAUYUUCUUGYUGGAAAUUAGCUURGGCGUAGGUUYUCUAAAGUGCGUAGUUGUUUAUCAAGCUAGAAACGUUUACCUCGUUGAACUUGUUUCAAAUGUGUGCAACGGGAAGAAGGAUUGUCAAAGUAAAUAACUCAGGGCUCUUCUUAGAUGUGUUGACUAUCUUAKAGCUUACGAUUCCUUUCCAUUGGUUUAAUUGAUCGAAGUGAAUAACCAUAAGGUAUUUAUGACCAAGAGUAGUAUUAUUAGUGCAUAAGUACAUCACUUGUAUAAGMACCAUCUUAGUAUUCAAGCGUAGUUAAGUGUAUUUUCGGUCGAACUGGUAAACAACACUAUAGUGUACUUGUACGAGUUUAUGUUGCAGAUAAAGCAGCCUACGGCAGCGAAAACACGACUUUUAUAGCUAGAGCGUCGAAAAACAAGCACAACCUCGUCAGUCUUAGAAAUUAAACGAAAAAAAUGAAAAUUGAACAAGGAAGGAAUAGAACUGAAAAGAAUUUCGACGAAAAUGUUCUCUAGUUUWCUUGAUUAUGAAACGAUAUAUUUUCAGUAUCAGAUAAAGAAAACGCCUUUUUUAUAGCAGAAGUUGAAUGUAUCACCAAACUAGAAGAUAAUGCGCGAAGACAGUUUUGACACCUUGCAAMAUUGACCCUAAACACUUUUUCAUAUGAAAUGGGUUAGAAUAGAUAUCUUUCAUUGUCAACAAUUUCAAAGAUAAACCGACGGACUMUAGGAUUCCCAAAUCAGAUGUUUUUAAUCAUUGCUUUUUUUCCUAAUGUUCGUGUUCUUCUUUGUAUCAUUAGAUUGUAUUGUUAAAGACUGGUCAAUACGUGAUAUUUCUAAAGAGAUCUAUCUGCGUUAUCAAGCCAACGAUAGCUAACUUAUGGUUUAACAAAUCGUUAUCUUAUGAUUGAAGAGGAGCAAAUGGGAUUUACAUUAGCAGAAAGGCCCACUGUCAAUGUAUAAUUGAUAAGAUACCAGAAAUCGAUCCUUUCAUAUCAGAUUUUUUUAUGCUACUUACUGAAUGUUGGUUUAAUGGAUGAAUGGACGAAUGAAUAAAUGAAUGAAUGAUCGAUGUACAGACCUAUAGGUAGAUGAAYCAGUACUGGAUCGAUGAAUGGACGACUAACUGACUGGGUGACUGAAUGAAAAAAUAACUGACUAAAUUACUGACUGACUGACUGAUUGACGGACUGAACAAUGAAUGGAUGACUGACUGGCUGGGUGAAUAAGUGAGUGACCGAAUGAAUAAAUGACUGACUGACUGACUGAAUAUAACUGAAGGACUGAACAAUGAAUGGGUGAACGGGUGAAUGAUUGACUGAUUGACUGACUGACUACCGACUUUCUGACUGACUGACUCGCUGAAAGACUCUUUGAUUGACUCAAUUACUGACUCACUGACUGAUCCAAUAAAAGCAUUUUUAUUCAGUUAUCUAAAAACUUGAGUACCAUUAAAAGCUAGCAAUUGAAAACAAUAUUUCAAAGUAUAUCCAAUAUAGCACUGUGCUAUACAAUAUAUAAAAUAUAGAUUACGAAUCUGUCACGAGACAAAGCAAUAACGGAGUAAAAGUACACACGCACUUGGCGCAUGGAAAUGACGUCAUAGACUUGCUUUAAACAUAGUUAUUGCAGUAUAAAAAGGGCGUUAUACAUCAUUAUGUUGUUAUACUAUUAUAUACCAGUAUAUGUCUAGCUGUAUACGUUGGUACAUUAUUGCAUCAAGAGGUUUUGUAACACUUUGACGCAAUCUCAUGAUUUUAGUGGAGUAAUUGUGCGAUUUUUGGUUUAUCACAUUCAGCAUCGAACGUUCAGCUUAGCACUGACUAGCGUCAAUUGAAUCUGUCCGCCUUAUCAUCAGGAUUAAGCUGCUUUAUACUGAGAUUUAGCCUUAUACUUACAGAUUGGCGUUCCUUUGACUUUCAGGUGGAACCUCAAGGAUCUAAACUUGGCCCUCUACCAAUCACAACCCAUGGCAACGUUAAUAUUCAAUAAUUCCACAACAAGUGGAAACGUAACCCCAAGUGUAAUUGCUAAUAGUUCACCAAGCACAAAGACUGGCUUCACAAUAGCAGUCGUAGUCGUACAAAUCAUCGUGAUAAUCGUCGCUCUUAUUGGAAAUAUCUUAGUAUGCUGCGCCAUCUUGGUUUACGAACGUCUUCGGUCUACUUUAACAAACUAUUUCAUAUUCUCGUUGGCUGUCAGUGAUAUCAUUACAGCGAGCAUCGCCAUGCCUCUUGAUGUUGACGUCAUACUUAAUAACCAUCUCUGGACYCACGGGGAGGUGAUGUGUAACAUUUUUGUAACMGCGUACCUYGUCGCAGCGCCGUUAUCGAUGUUGAAUCUAUUAGCAGUSAGCGUGGACCGAUACAGCGCCAUUACGAACCCUUUYCACUAUAAUACCAUGAUGACGCGUAAGGUGGUUAUAAUAGCSAUUAUAGCACUAUGGACCUAUGCUAUACUAUUCACUGUCAUUGCAAUGCUUGGAUGGCCCUUCUAUCCCACUAGUGUAUAUAAUGGUGUAUGUACCUUUAAUGUCCAGCCCGCCUAUUCAUUGGUCAGUUCCGUSAUCAACUUCGUCUCRCCUACCAUCAUCAUGUGCGUCCUUUAUUACAAAAUCUACAAAGUAGCUCAUGCGCAUGCUCGUAAAAUCAAUAGAAGGGAGAAUUUCUCCCACACGCUUGUGGAAUAUACGAAMUCUMGCUCGUGCGCAGCAACUCCAACUGAACGCAAGAGCUUAAAGAGCUUGACUAAYAACAUUAAAGCAGCYAAAACYAUUGCACUUUUAGUAUCGGGGUUCCUGUUUUGCUGGAUGCCUUACACMUUGGCGUCUAGUAUCUCAAUCCUCUGCGGUCAAGCGUGCUACGAAAGUAUGUCAWCUGAUGUUUUUACAGUCACUUUACUCAUUGCAUAUACCAACUCCGCACUAAACCCGUUCCUAUAUGCGUUCCAUAACAGGGACUUUAGAGAAUCCUUCAGACGACUCACUAAGCUAAAGUUUCAUUAUGUCUAGCUAGGGRAUCUUGAGUCGUAAACUUCAACUUUUUGGGGUACCUUUUAUGAUGAUUGACUUACGAAAUUGCAAUAUAAAGAGUAAUUCAGGAAUUAUAGCUACUCGGCAAUGCGAUAUCGAUAUCCCUUUACCGUGAACAGUGCUUGGGCUACCUGUGCUUUWAGAACUCCCCAGUAAAUAUCUAGAAUAUCAUUGCAAGCAUUAUUCCCCCUGUAAAAGGGCAUAAAAUCAUUGUACAUUAGGAUCAUAAGAGAGUAUUUUGUAUAUGAGCGGAUGGGGUGGAGUUCCUUUCCCUCCCAUUGGCUUUACCCUGAAUUUUGUUAUAUAUAUCAAGGCCGGACCACUCUCGAAAUAGCGUGAUUGCACUUUCUUGAUAAUAAAUAAUCAAAUAAAUA